UCCAGCGAUAUGAAACAUGAAAUGAUAAUAAUAUAGUCAAUAAAUUUUAGCAACGUUAGAGUCAUAUAAAGCAAUUUCGCAUUAAUAAAACAAUAACGAUAUAUUUUCAUUAAUUCAAUUUAUAAAAAGUGCCCAUUUCAAUUAUAUAAACAUGUCAUAUCAACCACCGUCAGGGCCGCCACCACCAUAUAGUCCAUAUCCUGUUCAACAUCCAAUCCCUAAUCCAUAUGUGCAACCUGGCACGAUAACAUAUGUAACUACCCCGGUAUAUAUGCCGGCAUAUCCUACUCAGCCCGUCCCCCAACCUCAGCCACCACCGAACGCAACCUAUGUCACCAAUAUUUAUCAACAAUCGACGUCGGAUCCAGUUAAAGUCGUCGAAAAAGUUAAAGAAAAAGUAAAAGAUCGUGUAGUAGCUUCGACUGCUUCAGCUUCAAGCCGCAUUGCCCGUGGAAUUUUGUCGAAUUUACCGGGUUAUAACUGGGCAUCAACUACGACGAAUGUACCUCUAUCUAUAAAACUCAAAGCACUUGUAGCAGGGAAGGAAGGUUGGGAUGGCAGUCAACUUUAUAUCAUCAGAGCACGUCAUGCUGGGGAGUUAAUCCCAGGAAAACUAUCAAUCAAGCACCGGGCCGCGUAUGUACCACAUAUGGGGAAAGAAGUUCCAGUACAUAAUUUUGAGAUAUUUUGUGCUAGGACCAAUGAUGUACAUUGGGUCACAAGCAGUCACGGUCAGGUGCCACCAGGAGCUAUUGCUGCUGGCAAUACCGAAAAUGGUGACACUCUCUACAUCGCCAGGGUAAAGCAUUUGAAUUCCAUCACCCCUGGCAAAGUCCAUCCCAAUCACAACUGCUGCUACAUUUCAUUUGGGGGGAAAGAAAUUUCAUACGCAACAUACGAAGUUCUAUACCCACCACCAGGGGCACCUUAUGGCGUAUAUCCCGGUCAACAACCGCCCCCCGGUUCAUAUGCGCCACCUGGGACGGUUACUUACAUACAAACUCCGGUAUACGGUCCAGGAUAUCCGCCUCAAGCGACACCCGUACCUCAGCCGCCACCAAAUGCGACCUACGUCACGAACAUUUAUCAACAACCACCAGCUGAUCCAGUAAAUGUCGUCUAUCACGUUGAAAGUGAUAUUGACUGGGUACAAGCUACGACGGUCACAGCCAGAGACCUUCAACAUAAGGCACUGGUAGCAGGGAAAGAGGGCUGGGACAGCAGUCCACUUUGUGUCAUCAGAGCGCACCAUGCUGGAGAAUUUAUACCAGGGAAAUUAGCCAUUAAGCACCGGGCUGCGUAUGUGCCUCAUAUGGGGAAGGAAGUCCCAGUUCAUAAUUUUGAGGUAUUAUGUGCUAAGCCUCAUGCUGUGCGCUGGCUCACAUCCGGUCACGGCCAGGUACCCCCUGGGGCCAUCCCUGCAGGCAACACUCACAAUGGUGAACCCCUGUACAUCGCCAGAGUAAAGCAUUUGAACUCCCUUACCCCUGGCAAAGUACAUCCUAGUCACAACUGCGCCUACAUUUCAUUCGGAGGAAAAGAAAUUUCAUACAAAACGUAUGAAGUUUUAUGUAAAAUUGUCGGCUAGGCUAAUCAUUGAAUUUAUAAUUACUUUCAAUUAAAAAGCAAUACCUAUAUUAUUUUGUAUUUGAAUUUAAUUAUUAAAUAAAAGAUAUUGUUACCAACA
Molecule: messenger RNA, 1687 nt
Organism: Galleria mellonella (greater wax moth)
Lineage: Eukaryota; Metazoa; Arthropoda; Insecta; Lepidoptera; Pyralidae
Gene: FaMeT7
Exons: 10
Coding region: 152-1588 (478 amino acids)
Source: RefSeq, a predicted model, not a curated record